Molecule: messenger RNA, 1860 nt
Organism: Xylaria bambusicola
Lineage: Eukaryota; Fungi; Ascomycota; Sordariomycetes; Xylariales; Xylariaceae
Product: cyclophilin-like protein
Exons: 2
Coding region: 230-1675 (481 amino acids)
Biological process (GO): protein peptidyl-prolyl isomerization
Cellular component (GO): nucleus
Molecular function (GO): peptidyl-prolyl cis-trans isomerase activity; RNA binding
Source: RefSeq, a predicted model, not a curated record
UUGAUAGCUUCCAAUCCUUCGACUACCUACCAACCGAUCAGAUAGAUGAACGACGCCUUCCCAUCGCCCGCGACAACACAUCACACUCGGACACACACCCUGUCCAAGUCGAUUCCCUGACGCCCUCUAGAUCUUCUCCCUGAUCCCCCAGCCAGAGUCAUCCACCUAGGCCCUCCAUCAAGACCGCGCGCAAGAAACGCGGCCGGCCAAGUCUUGCGCCACGAGCACCAUGUCGGUCCUGCUCGAGACCAGCGCCGGCGAUAUCGUCAUCGACCUACUCGUCGACUAUGCACCCAAAGAAUGCCUAAACUUCCUUAAACUCUGCAAACUCAAGUAUUACAACUUUUCGCCCGUUCACUCGAUCCAGCAGGACUUCUCAUUUCAGACCGGUGAUCCUCUUGGCCCCAACUCAGCCGACUCGGAUGGCGGCUCAUCUGUCUGGGGUCUUUUAGAUGGCCCUUCCAAGAAAAACUUCCCCGCCACCUUCCACCCCAAGCUCAAGCAUCUCGAACGUGGCACCGUGUCCAUGGCCACGGCACCGCAUCCUUCCGACCCAGAUGUCCGCCUGGCUGCGAGCCAGUUUCUCGUGACUCUGGGCGAUAAUACCGACUACCUCGAUGGCAAAGCUGCCAUUUUUGGCAAGGUGGUUGAAGGUUUUGAUGCCCUCGAAGCCAUCAACACGGCCAUCACCGAUAAAGACGGUUGUCCGCUGGUGGACAUCCGCAUCAAACAUACCAUAGUUCUCGACGAUCCUUACCCCGACCCCAGUGGCUUGCGUGAGCCAAGCCAAUCGCCCCAGCCUUCCAAGGCCCAGCUUGCUACCGUGCGGAUCGCCGAUGACGAUGCAGCCAACCUGGACCAAGAAGUGGACCAAGAUGCUGCCGAGAAGCUUCGUCGCGAGAGGGAGGCUCGUGCCCAGGCCCUAACCCUAGAGAUGAUGGGCGACCUACCCUUUGCCGAGGUCAAGCCUCCCGAGAAUAUCUUGUUUGUUUGUAAACUCAAUCCUGUCACUGCCGACGCCGAUCUCGAGCUCAUCUUCAGCCGGUUCGGCAAGAUUUUAUCGUGUGAAGUGAUUCGUGACAAGAAGACUGGAGACAGUCUUCAAUACGCCUUCAUCGAAUUUGAGGACAAGAGUGCCUGUGAAGCUGCUUAUUUCAAGAUGCAAGGAGUUCUUAUCGACGACCGAAGGAUACAUGUAGAUUUCAGCCAAAGUGUAAGCAAGCUGGCCGACGUCUGGAGAGGUGGCGAAAAUGCCAAAAGGAAAGGAAGGGCUGGCCGCGGUGGUUGGGGUGGCGUGCAAGAUCUAGAGAAAUGGCGCAAAUACAGGAACGAAGAGACAGGUGAGAACGAAGACCAUUACAGCAUGGUCUAUGGCGAGGAGGAGAUGCGUGGGAGACAUCAACGACAACGCCAUGAUGAGCGCCGCCAUGCUGGGCCGCCGGAAGACUCGGGUCGCCGUGCCGAGCGCGAGCCAAGGAAUGAUCGCGAAAGGGAACGUCGCCCGGACCCAAGGAGGCGAAGUCGCAGCCGGAGCCCUCGGAAAGACCGAUCUAGCGGUGGAAACGGCUAUAACGGACGGCAAGACCGUGAUUCUCGGCGAGAUACCUCGCAUCGUCAAGAUUACCACCGACAUCGUGAUAGAGACCGGAAUGAUUACCGUGAUCGAAGGAGAUAGUCAAAGGGUUUCAUGAAACCGUCAAACGCAGCCCCUGUUCUGGCAUAAAUAACGUCCACACUCGUCUACUUAAUUAUUCUUGAUGUUUUACAAGAACUGUCUCAGUGUCACGGGCCCGGAACUUUAGAUCGCAUAAUGUGGUCAAGUUUGCGCGCUGCUACUACACACAUCAACGAGGUUACAGC